Molecule: messenger RNA, 832 nt
Organism: Raphanus sativus (radish)
Lineage: Eukaryota; Viridiplantae; Streptophyta; Magnoliopsida; Brassicales; Brassicaceae
Product: CLAVATA3/ESR (CLE)-related protein 12-like
Exons: 1
Coding region: 171-563 (130 amino acids)
Source: RefSeq, a predicted model, not a curated record
AUAUUAUAUAUAUGAGCUCUUACCAAUGUCUUCCAAACCGUCCAGCAAAACUUUCUUUUGUUUUGCUUUCAGAUACAUACACAGACAUUAAAACGAUAUUUUUGGCCUUUUCUUAUUGAUUAAUAAUUCUUUGGCAGGUUAUAAAAAGGAAAAAAAAAUAGCCUCUUCUUAUGCUAAGUUUCCUUCAUCAUCUAUUUACUUCCCUCUCAUCUUCCAUGGCGUUGAAAUUCUUUCAGAUUCUCUUAAGAGUUCUUUGGCUCUCUCUCUCCUUCCUCCUCCUCCACCACUUGUACUACGUCAACCUCCACCGUCUCUACUCUCUCAAUGUGGAGGAGCCGUCGGUUUUGAAGCACCACGAUCACCGUCGUCUCUACACCAUUAAUAGAUUAGUCAGCAGCAGAAAAGCUCCCUCCCACAGUUUUGACUUCACACCUUUCCAACACAGACAGAACAACCACCAUCAGCCUCGUUCCGAUCAGGGACACGGCGGCGAUGAGAUUGAUCCUCGUUACGGAGUGGAGAAACGCCGUGUUCCCUCCGGACCUAAUCCGUUGCACCAUUGAUGAAUGACGAUGACACGUGCUUAGUUUGAGUGGUAACAUAAGGCAAAGAUAAAACUUUACCUAGCAUUUUUGUCUGAAAGGGGAAACUUAAAGAUUUAGAGUUAUUCGUUUUCUUAGAUACGUUUUACAAUUUGGGUUUUGAUACGUUUGUCGUCUUUUAAUCAUAGUAGACAAAGGGUAUUUUAGCUUUUAUUUUGAUUAUUAUAUCUGUAAAUAUGUUUCUUUACUCAAGAAAUUGACAUCUUGAUUGUUGUGGAAGACAAAAAAUA